AUGUCAUCUUUCAAGAAACCCAUACCGCAGAAUUUUCAGAAGUGGGGGGAUGUUUUGCAUAUACCCAACCCUUUACAGACUUCUGGUGCAGUCGACGAGGUUGAGUUGGUAGAAGUGAGUUCCUCGGUCGUCGUUGGACUUGUCAAUUUGGAUGCGGUCUUCGAAUCCCACUCAGAGAGUUUACUCAAAAUACUUACCGCUAUGGAUGACCGUUUGGCUCUAUCCGCAGUUGGGCUGGGGAACAACCCCUCUGUAAGGUUCGUAGAGGGUCAAUUGCCAGAGAGAUUGGUGGCGGUAGUGGUGGGUUUGGCAGAGCAAACGGUGAUGGUCAUGCGGCGUCGUGAACGCGCCCAGCGAUCGAAGACCGCAUGUCGCAGCUGCAAGUGGGUUCAAUGGUCCCUAAUCCACCCAGAGCUCUUCUAA
Aspergillus tanneri is the source of this 423-nucleotide messenger RNA. RefSeq lists its product as uncharacterized. The record is from RefSeq and is a predicted model, not a curated record. The coding region runs from base 1 to 423 and encodes 140 amino acids. NCBI's taxonomy places the organism in Eukaryota, Fungi, Ascomycota, Eurotiomycetes, Eurotiales, Aspergillaceae. The transcript has a single exon.